Messenger RNA from Athalia rosae (coleseed sawfly), 3409 nucleotides. Its product is annotated as WD repeat-containing protein 89. The coding region runs from base 168 to 1421 and encodes 417 amino acids. Gene Ontology annotation, molecular function: protein binding. Lineage: Eukaryota; Metazoa; Arthropoda; Insecta; Hymenoptera; Athaliidae. The transcript has 8 exons. The record is from RefSeq and is a predicted model, not a curated record.
GUCAUAUACCCAUACUGGAGAGCCCAUACAUGCCAGUUGAUCAUUAGCUAUUACCGCUAUUACGAUAUACGUCAUACUUGAAUUUUAACCUAUGAGUUGUGCGUGAACCUAUUCUUUAUGGCGGUAAAUUGAACGUCCACGGUCCAGUUUAAAGCAUAAAAUCUGAUAUGACCGAGGUACUAGAAUCGUUGGAACAUUUGACCAUGAAGAGCUAUGACGACGCUGCUACGAACGGUUCACAUAACCAAAAGUCAAUCCCCAAUAGAGUUGGUCAGCAAGAUAACGAGAGCAAAUUUAAUUUCAUUCUUGCUGCAGAAGAGGCGGUAUCUCUUGAGAAGAACUAUAUCCUUAGCAUAUGCGCCACCAGUGAUCCAGAAUUCAGGAUAGCAGCUGCAUUCUCCGACUAUUCUUGUAACAUUUAUACAGUUGGCGAAACGUUAAGCAGAGUUGCCACAUUUGAUCAGAAUCAGUCUGCGAUCAUUGGGAUUAAAUUCAGUACCACCCAUCAGAGCCUGUUAUACACUGCCUUUAGCGAUGGCUAUAUCAUGUUGUAUGACUUACGUUCGAAUGGAAGGGCAGUGACGCAAUAUCAAGCUGACGAUUCAGAAGAUACUGUCAGACAGAUGAAAAAUCUUGCCAGCUUUGCAAUUGCACCGGACGAACGAAUAAUGGCAGGUGGAACAGAGUACAGAGAUGGAGACUCGUUUAUACUAUUCUGGGACACUAGAUACCCUACGAGUAAAGCUCAUGGCAAGAGAACCACAAUGGGAGGAUAUUGGGAAUCGCACACCGACGAUGUAACCACGCUCAGAUUUCAUCCUAUCAGGAGAGACAUACUAGCUUCUGGGAGUACCGAUGGUCUUAUCAACAUAUUUGAUCUGGCACAACCUAACGAGGACUCUGCUCUUAUGCAUUCCCUUAAUACAGAAUCGUCAGUGGACAGGCUUGGCUGGCUUGGUGAGGGAAGAUUGUGGUGUGGAACUCAUACCAAUGCACUGCAGUUGUGGGAUUGUGAAGGUGCUGCACCAUAUGCCAAAUUUGAGCGAAGCGCUCUCACAAAUUCUCAGAAUGAAGAGCCUGAGAAUUGCUACUUGGUUAAAAUGCACAGUGAUCCAGCUAUGACCAGAAAUUUUCUCCUAUCAGGUUGCAGUACCAAUAAACGUGAAAGCUUGAGAUGUAUGACGGUGAGGGAUGGAGAACUGGAAGUCUGUUGUUUAAUGACUGAAAACAAGCAAAUUGUUCGGGACAGUUGGUAUCAAGAGAAGAACAAUUGUUUGGUGACCGGUGGUGAAGGUGGAAUUGUGAGCAUCUGGAAGUACGAAGAACCCGAAUUAUUACAAUCUAAUUGCAAUCACAAAUUACACUCCAAGAUACAUAAGGCAAAAGGCCGGGAUAGGCUGCACAAAGUGAAACCGUAUUAAAAUAUGACCGAAGUUUCGUAUUCAUGAUAUCCUGUGCAAACGUUGAGGAAAAAAUUUUUUCUUCGAUCUUUCAAGAUUCUAAUAUUAUUUCUUUGAAAAAGAAAAUGAGCGUCGCAUGCCAGUCGGUCGAACGAGCCGUCAGAUCAAUGGUAUAUGUCAUCCUUAAUGUAUAAACCCACUGUAAAUCAAACAAGUAUUAAUUGCAUUCUUUUAUGUUCCUUCAUGCCAUCCGUACAUCCAAGCCUAUAUCACUACCCUAUAUCCAUGGUAUUUUGUUUAUAUGUUGAUAUGUUGGUUCGACAAGAAUCUGUAGCCCAUCGAACUUCCAACCCAUUGCAAGUUUUGUUUCUUCUCUUGAUUAGUUACAAUGAUCAUUUUUUUUUAGUUAACAAAACGAGUGAUCUGUUCAAGCUGCAGCAUUAGUCAUUUCGAGCUUCCGAUGACUGAAGCAAUUUUUAAAUCCAAAAUCAUUUUAAUAGAUUUUAAUAUCUUAGUUCUUGCAAAGAAAGUCUCAGCCAGGCCAAAAAACGUGAUUAGGGUUUGAUAAAAAAAAACAAUUUUUCUUGUAAUGGUUUUUUGUCUCUCGCAAUUCGUGACAUCUAUUUUUGUUGAGUAUGUCGCUCACAAGAAAACGAUAGAAAUAUUCGACCAGUUAAAGUCAUCAAAAGGGAAACAAAGUUCAGAAGAUGUUCGUUUACAAGACGGUAUAGUUUCAACAUUGUUAGUAUUUAUUAUCCUCACGUCUUUUUUAUUAAUAUUAUCAAUAUAACAAUUGUAUUUACAAUUACAAUAAAUAUAGGUAUGAUCUCCUCAGUUGGCUGUUCAUUCGAUGAUGGAUGAUUCGAUAGCGUAGCAUGGUAAGUCGCGCAAUAAUUACGGUCAAAAGUGUAAAUGACGUUAUGUAUUAGAAACAACAAGGGAACUUUGCCAACCAAUUAUCAGUUCGUCUAGUUAUACACAUCACUAGUGGUGUGAGCAUGGAAGUUAGAGCAAGAUUUUACAAUAAGUAGCCCACAAUCAAACUUCCAAGUAGCGGUUGUUAAAAUCGAAUUAUGUAUAACCGACAUCUUACUUGCCAAAUACAGGAAUGUUUCAUAGUCAUUUUUCUUAUUAAUUAAAUUUGUUAGCAGUAUGGUAGUUCGCACUGUGCCCGAAGUUAUACUGUAUACCUUUUGGUGUCGUCGAUACGAAAGUGCCGUACCAGUCAAUAUUCAACUCUAUGAUUCAACUUAUUAUUUGUUCCAUAAUUCAAUGAGAAUGAAGUUUUAAUAAUGUUUAGUAAUAAUAGGUAUUAGUGUACACCUGAUUAAAAGUGGAAAUUCGGUGCAAAAAUCCUGUCUGUCGACUGCCUUGCGAGUUAACAUUAACAUAUCGCGCAUACAGUUGUCUGUUGAAAUUUAGUAAUGUUGAAGUUAUGUUUAGCAAUAGUAACAAUAGUAUUAGCAAUGGUAAUAGUAGGGCGAUGAUUAUGCUCAACGGUUUUUCUUAGAAUUAGCGCGACAGCCCAACAAAAGUUCUUAGCUUACAAUUUCUACAAGUGUAUGUGGAUACGACUGGAUGAUGGUAUAAUACAAAAAAUCGUGGGUAUGUAUAGUGAUAUAUGAAUGAAGGCAUGUAUGUACGUACAUAAGUAUGUAUGCUUACAUACAUGUCGUCUAUCUAAAUAACAUAAUAAAAUAGGGUUAUCAGUCAAUAAUAUGGUACCGAUUACUAAAGCCCAUACCUCAAUAAUAAUUGUAAAUACUUAGAUGCAGAUUCCGACUAAACUAGUUAAGAAUAAACGUAUAAAAAUACCUUUUCCCAACAAGGUGGGAUGAGGAAUCUAAAUUGUAACGAGUAAUUGAUGAAACCAGUGCUGUGCCAAAUGAGUAAACCAAUUGGAAAAUGAACAUGAUUUCAUCAUAACAGAAUCUACUGUUUAUACGACCAAGACAUUAUUUGGUAGAUUCAACCUCCCAAGGCAGCGAUGAUAUCUCAGUAAAGGUAGA